Cajanus cajan (pigeon pea) is the source of this 2265-nucleotide messenger RNA. Lineage: Eukaryota; Viridiplantae; Streptophyta; Magnoliopsida; Fabales; Fabaceae. The record is from RefSeq and is a predicted model, not a curated record.
AUGGUAGCAACGCGCAAGGGACAAUCAGCAACGACUCAACCGAUCCCUAAUCUCGGGAGCAAUCCCGUUAUGACCAACCAAGAGCGUUACCCGUACGGAAUGCCUCAAACACAAACCGAACCCGUGAUACAAGAGGUUCAGCCUAAUACCGAUCAUGCCCAGCCCGACCUCCAAGACGACUUGCGCGCAUUGCGCGAAGAAAUGGCCGUUAUCCGAAGACAAAGAGAAGCCAACGCUAGGGAGUUGGCCGAACUGCGCCGCCAGAACGCCGAGCUUCGAAGCCUCAACCAGACAUAUGCGCCGACAACUCCCACUCUCCAGGAGGAAUCGGCGUAUCAUGCCCCGACCGACCAUGUAACUCGAACACCGGCCACCUCUUUGGUGGCCAACAAGGCCGACACCCAUACUCACUCCCUGAGGCAUCCUUUCUCUCGAAGAAUAAUGGAGGCAACCCUAUUGGACCACUGGAAAAGUAUACCAAUCGACAAGUAUGAUGGGUCAACCGACCCCGAGGAACACUUGAAUGUUUUCUUGACUCAAGCACCCCUCUCCACUCAAGACGACUCGGCUCUGUGUCGAAUAUUUCCCACGUCACUGAAGGGUAGGGCUUUGAGUUGGUUCACGAGGCUGCCGAACUCCUCCAUUGAUUCAUUUAGCGAGUUAUCAUCCCAAUUUACCCUGCAAUUCGCGACGAGUAAGCCGUACAGGACGACCUCGUUGGCUUUGGCGGGGAUUCGGCAAGAGAAGAAGGAAAGUUUGAGAAGCUUUAUGGACCAGUUCAACAAAAUCGCCAUGGAGAUAGGUGAUCUUAACCCGGCCGUGGCCUUGGACCGGCUGAUCACCGCUCUAAAGUCGGGGCCCUUUGUGAAUAGCUUAUGUAAGAAACCACCGGUCGACAUGAAUGAUCUCCGGCGCCGAGCCGAGAAGUAUAUGCAAAUGGAGGAGCUGGCGGAGACCCGAAACCAAGCUAGGGUUGAGGAAACUUACAACAGGAAGGAACAAGACCAGGAGCCCAUGAAAAAGACAAAUACCGACCCCUCGAAUGCUCGUCCACCGAGAGGAUCGCGCUACACAGCGUAUACUCCUCUCAAUGCGAGCAGGGCCAAGGUAUUGGAGCAGGCCCUAGCAUCUGAAAUACUAGUGAUGCCCAAGCGGGCGAACACACCUCCAAGGGCCGACACAGCUAAGUCGUGCCGAUUCCAUCGAAAACGGGGCCACUCAACAGAAGAAUGCUCAGCGUUAAAGGAUAAACUUGAGGACCUCAUCAAGCAAGGUCACCUCGAAAAAUUUGUGAGACCACAAGAUCAAACAAGAGGGAGAGAUCAACGCCCUCGAGAGGUACCAAUGACUGGACACCGACGCCACAGGUCUCGAUCAACCAAGAGGAGAGAUCACACACGAGGUUCCCAUGAAGACAACAAUCGGCCGAGGAAGAUAAUAAACACAAUAGCCGGAGGUUUCGCUGGGGGAGUUUCCACAUCUUCCGCCCGGAAAAGACAUCUCCGAGCUGUACGAUCGGUAAAUAGCGUUAAUCAGCAGAGAACACCGAAGAUGCCUCCGAUCACUUUCUCUGACCGAGAUUUCCGUGGCGUCGAUCCCGUCCAGGACGACCCCAUGGUAAUUUCCAUGGAGAUGCAUAAUUGCAUCGUGAAGAAGACAUUGGUCGACCAGGGGAGCUCUGCCGACAUAUUGUACUGGAACACGUUUAAGCAACUCGAGAUCCCAGAAGAAAGCCUAGAACCAUACCACGAGCCUCUAGUAGGAUUCUCGGGCGAAAGAGUGAUGACGAGAGGGUGCAUCGACUUGUACACUCUCUUCGGAUUCGACCAGAAGUCCUCGAGAGAGAUUAAAAUCCGAUACAUCGUGGUGCAUGCGAACACAUCAUACAACAUCCUACUGGGCCGACCCUCAAUCAAUGCUCUAGGAGCAAUUGUCUCGACCCCCCACCUGUGCAUGAAAUUUCUGUCGAGAGACGGGCAAGUAAUCACUGUGCAUGCCGACCAGAAAAUAGCAAGGGAGUGCUACCUCUCUAGCUUGAAAGUGCAGCCCAUCUCCGACCCCCCGACGACGACAAAAGGUGUGAAUGCGGUCAGACAAGAGAUGACCGACGGCAUCGACCUCAACCCUCGGUUAGGGGAAGACGAGCGGAUCGAAGCCGCCAAAGACCUAGUCCCAUUCCAGCUUGGUCGAGUACCCGAACAGGUCACACAUUUGGGGUCCCAAUUGAGUGAAAUCGAUGCGAACCAGGUGAAGCGAGCAGUCUGA